AUGGCCGACUUCUGCGAAGACAAGGGCAUCCGACUCGACCUCACGUCAGUCGGACACCCCGAGUCGAAUGGGCAAGCAGAAAGAGAGAACCAGAGCAUCCUCCAUGGAAUCACACCACGGACGACUGGCUUCACACCCUUCUUCCUCGUGUACGGCGCCGAAGCUAUCAUGCCCACGGACAUCGCCUACGAUUCGCCACGAGUCACCAACUACGCCGAAGAAGAAAACGAGCGCGCUCGACAAGAUGACGUCGAUCUCCUCGACGAAGCACGCGACUUCGCACUCGCCAGGACAGCCAUCUACCAGCAAGGCCUCCGCCGCUAUCACAGUCGCCGCGUCCGCGGCCGCUCCUUCCAAGAAGGCGACCUAGUCCUGCGGCUAAUACAGGACAAGAAAGGGCCAUUCGCCGUCAGCCGCGCGCUCGGAAAUGACUCCUACUACCUCACCGACGUUCGCAAGGAUGACAAAGGCGAGCCACUCACCAGGGAAGUCGAGCGCCCCUGGAACAUCAACAUCCUUUGUCGGUUCUACACCUAG
Lolium perenne is the source of this 537-nucleotide messenger RNA. RefSeq lists its product as uncharacterized. The record is from RefSeq and is a predicted model, not a curated record. Gene Ontology annotation, molecular function: nucleic acid binding. Lineage: Eukaryota; Viridiplantae; Streptophyta; Magnoliopsida; Poales; Poaceae.